UUCGAGAUUACUAAUUAAGAACAAAGUGCAAAAGGAGAAGGCUUUGAAUUUGAUUCUGGUGUACUCAAAAUAUCGUAAACAGCAACCUUUUUAAAAAGCACUCUCUACAAACAAACAGUGUGAGAAACUGAAUUGUUUUUGUCCUGCAAAAUUAAGUUGGUGCAUUCCCUGGUUUUAUGUGUUUGCAUAAAUCGGAUGAGCUCACAGUAGUUUACUCAUGCACUGCUGGUCCGUUGGUUCACUACAACUUUCACCAUGGACUCGCUCGGAAGUGACUCUGUGUCAUCUUUGUCAGAAGAAGUCCUGAUCAAGAAGCUACUUCUUAGCCAUGAUCCUGACGGUUGCCAUUUUGAUUCUGAGCUCUUGCUUUGUGCAGUGGAGAAAAUCAUGAUUUGCACGGCUGCAUCCGAAGUUCUUGAUGAAGACCUUGAUGCCAAUGAAAAAAUUAUUGUAAGCGACAUAGAAGAACUCGAAACACUAGAAGCUCUCGGAAUAUUUAAAUCAGAAACCUUUUGUAAGAUUUCGCAUGAGAUACUUUGCAAGUGCUCUGAUGAAGAAAACCUACACAGAAGGACAAUGAUUUUGUUUGAUUUGCUGGGAAAAUAUAGAUGGGGUGAAAAAGUGGUAUUAGUGCUUACAUCUUUUGUAGCAAGUUAUGGCGAAUUCAGGCUCCUAAUGCAGCUAAACUCUAGUAUUCCCUUGGCAAUAUCAGUUGCAAUGCUUAAGCAAUUGCCGACUGACGUGAGCCCUUUGAAGCCUCAAUUUAACGCCUUGAGUUUGUUAGUUGAUGCAAUGGUGGAUGUAACCAAGUGUAUCAUCAAGUUUGAAAAACUUCCACUUUCGCGUGUGGAGUUGGACGAUGAGACAAAGGCUGUUGCAAAGUCCCAAAUCUAUAUCGCUGUUUACUGGAUCAUUCGAGGCAUCUUGAAAUGCUUUUCUCAAAUCACAGAUUCAACAGCCUUGAAAUCUGACCAGAUUUCAGAUUCAACCAUAAUUGCAACAUGGGAGCUCGUAAGUUUGGCGUAUCAGCUGCGCAGCAUUUACGAUCACCUCAGACAGCAGGUUGAAGUGUGCCAUCACCAAACAGAGACAAAGCUGUAUCAUAAGCUGCUGAAUAUCUUCAAGGAGACCCAAGUGGACAACCAAGAGGUGCUUAGCUUGCUUUUUGCCUUUAGAGAUGACUUUCCACUCAAGCAAUGCCCCUCACAACUUGGUGUCUCUGAUCUGAAGAGCAAGGUAGUCAUACUCUUGAUCUCAAGGCCAGAGCUUCUUUCGAUAGAGGAGUCACUCUUUCUGGUUCAGCAAACACAUAAUCAUCCUCACAACAAAGAUGUAGAGGCCAGUUAUGCAAUUGUAUGGGUUCCCAUUCCAGUUUCCAGUACUUGGACCAAUGCUGAAAUGGAAAAUUUUGAAUACUUAUCAAAUUCUUUGCCUUGGUACUCUAUAAGGCAACCCUGGCUUCUUAACUCAGCAGUGGUGCCAUUCAUAAAAGAAGCAUGGUACUGCAAAAGUGAGCCGGUUUUGGUUGUGUUGAAUUCGCAGGGAACAGUCACAAACCCUAAUGCAAUUGACAUGCUGUUUAUCUGGGGUGCUAGAGCGUAUCCUUUUUCAGCAUCAAGAGAGAAAGAACUUUGGCAAGAGCAGAAUUGGACAUUGCAUUUUUUGAUUGAUGAAAUUGACCCCCUGCUGACUAAGCGGGUGGAAGAAGGCAGAAAUAUUUGCAUCUAUGGAAGUAACAGCAUAGAUUGGAUUGUAGAAUUCACUGCUAAGAUGGAGAUUAUUAAAAGCGCAGGAGUGCAGCUUGAGAUGGUGUAUGUUGGCAAGAGGAACUCAACCCCGCUUGUGAAGGACAUUUUAGCUAAUGUAAGAUAUAAAAAAUUGAGCAGCGCACUGCCUUCCAUGAAAACGCAUUUCUUCUGGCUUCGGUUGGAAAGUAUAAGAAGAUCAAAACUCCGGCUAGGCAAGCCGGAGAACUACACUGACAAUGUUUUAGAUGAGGUGUCAGCAUUGCUAGAUAUCGAUAACAAUGACGAAAAUUGGGCAGUCAUAGGGAGAGGAUCUAAUUCGAUUGAUAUAAUAAGACUUGAAGGACCAAAGAUCAUGGAAUGCUUAGACUUGUUUCCUAGUUGGGGAGGAAAUUUGGCUGAGUUAGGAUUUUUUGGUGCACUUAGACAUGCCCUUGCACCACCUAUUCUUCCUAGGCCUUGUGGUCAUGAUUUUACUCACCCUAGUAAAGAACAAGGUGAAGGAGUGAUAGUUUGUGGCAAGUGUAAGCACCCCAUGAAGAAGUUUGUUAUGUAUAAAUGAUGUGAUUGCUCAAAUUGAAAUAGUACUAUUUGCCUUUAUCUGAAAAA
Molecule: messenger RNA, 2354 nt
Organism: Malus domestica (apple)
Lineage: Eukaryota; Viridiplantae; Streptophyta; Magnoliopsida; Rosales; Rosaceae
Source: RefSeq, a predicted model, not a curated record